Oreochromis niloticus (Nile tilapia) is the source of this 1648-nucleotide messenger RNA. RefSeq lists its product as uncharacterized. The transcript is spliced from 6 exons. The record is from RefSeq and is a predicted model, not a curated record. The coding region runs from base 315 to 1181 and encodes 288 amino acids. NCBI's taxonomy places the organism in Eukaryota, Metazoa, Chordata, Actinopteri, Cichliformes, Cichlidae.
UUCAGCACAUUAUUUUUUCUCUCCUUAUAUUUUUGGAUUUGGUCGUCUCUACGUCAACACGACCUCUCUGUGGUGCAUUUCAGAGGAGCUAAUAGUGAAACUCAAACCUGUGAGUUCCUCCUCACCCAGGCCACACUUCACGACAUGUUUCAGUUACAAUGAACUUAUUGAAAAAUCAAAGGAAGUGAAACACUGACCACAGAGACAUUAAACUCACCACCUCAGUGUUUCAGUCAGUGUCUUCAUCAGCACUGCUGCAGUUUGAUCGCACAUUCAAAGAAGAAGUCAUUCAGUCGGCUCAUUAAAACGUAAGGAUGGCAGUUUGGGACAAAAACCGUCUGUGGGGUCUCCUGUUCCUGCUGGCAGGUGCUGUGGGUCAAACUGUGAUCUAUCCUUUCUGGUCUACUUGUGCUGUCAGAGGAUCCACUGUCACCCUCCCCUGCACCUUCACUCCACCUUUCAAUGAGAGUGAAGUUUCACGAGAGACCAUCAGAGUCCGCUGGUAUCAGAGCCGGUGGUAUCAACUCUGUCAGCUCACCAAACCAUUUGUGUACGACAGUGAUUCAAAAAACAACACACAACGCUUCGAAUAUCUGGGAGACAAGAAGACAAACUGCACUUUACAGAUCAGAGAUGUUCAGGAGAAAGGUGAGGAAACCUUUUGCUUCAGUAUGGAAGUCGAUCACACUGAAGUCAAUUUUAGUACCAGCAGAGGAGUGACUGUCAGAGCUGUUGAUGGGUCUAAAAUGAGAAUAAUUCGCUCCAGUGAUUAUAAAAAGUUCUGCAGAGGUGAAACCGUCACACUGCUCUGUGCUUCAGUCUGCACUUUCCACCAAUUGGAGGUCACCUGGUUCAAAGAUGGCCACGCCCUAUCAGAGACUGGCCCCUCCCUCCAGCUCGGCCAUCUGACUGCAGAGGAUUCUGGGAACUACACCUGUGCUCUCAAAAUCAACUUAACAACUCUCUCUGAGCCGUACAGCCUGCAGGUGACGGGAGAGGCAGGAGUCAAACUGGGCAAACUGACAGUUGUCCGACUGGUUCUAUUCAGUGCUCACACAGUGCUCAUCAUCAUUAUGGCGUCAAUAAUAAUCAAAAGGAAAUAUUGUUUGCAGGUCAGCAGCAGAGAGCUGAAGAUGUUUGGAAGCUCAGGCUGGAGCUGUGUCUCCCCCUUCUGGCAGUGAGAGUAAUUACACAAACCCUGUCAGUGCUGAGGAUGAGAAAAAGCCACAGCAACGGUCACGGAUGGCUUUCUCUGUCAGACUGUAAUCCUUCCUCUGAGCACUGAGUCUCUUUUUAUCUGAAUCAUCACAAACUUUUCUCUGUUUGCAUCACUCGUCAUGAUUUGGAGUUUGAGCCUGUUUAUCAGCACCGACCUGUCUGCUGCUGUCUUCUUCUGUUCCUCGUUAUCUCAUCGCUGCUGUUUGAACUCUGCUUCCUGUUGUAGCCUCCAGAUGUCACUGAGGAGCCGAGGACCAACGAAGAAGAACGAGGCCAACACCACUAUCACUUGUAAUAUACCUGCUGCAGUCUCUUUUUAUCUGAAUCAUCACAAACUGUAUUUCUUCACAUUUGCUCUGUUCUCCUUGUUCUUUCAAAAUAAAUGAACACUCCUUCCACCAUCAGAAUAAUAAAACUUAAUUUAAAGGUU